Pyrgilauda ruficollis (rufous-necked snowfinch) is the source of this 3107-nucleotide messenger RNA. RefSeq names its product alpha-1,3-mannosyl-glycoprotein 4-beta-N-acetylglucosaminyltransferase A (gene MGAT4A). Gene Ontology annotation, molecular function: acetylglucosaminyltransferase activity. Gene Ontology annotation, biological process: protein N-linked glycosylation. The coding region runs from base 583 to 2199 and encodes 538 amino acids. Gene Ontology annotation, cellular component: endoplasmic reticulum-Golgi intermediate compartment; Golgi stack; endoplasmic reticulum. The transcript has 17 exons. NCBI's taxonomy places the organism in Eukaryota, Metazoa, Chordata, Aves, Passeriformes, Passeridae. The record is from RefSeq and is a predicted model, not a curated record.
ACCGGGGCGGAGGGACAGCGGGGAAGGUCCUGACUGACUCGGACGGUUUCCACGGAGGCAGCCGAUGCCCCUUGCCCGGGUUUGAGGGCUGCGGGAUGCCAGGGCGGCGGGUGGCGGCGGCCGGCUGCGCACCGCGGCUGUGGGGGAGCGCGUCAGUGGAAAUACGGCGGAAAAUUCCCUGUUUAGCAGGUCCCCGCCGCCUUCUCCUUUUAGCUGCCGUUUCCUCACGGGCCGUUCUUGCGUGCCUUCAAGAGCAGCCUUUUCAGUGCAGCCGUGCUACCGCGGUCUAGAAGAAUAAAGGGAAGCUGGAUGGAUGAGAACUAGAAGAAAGCGUACAGCAGUUUGGAAUGGAUUGAUUUAUGAUACAUCUGAUAUGUGAGAGCUACAUUUCAUGUUGCUGUUGUCCAGCUGCUGCUGGAAUACUUCAGCUGACUUCAUUGCAGCAAGCCCAAGUGACAGGUCCUCUCCACUAGCAGAACAUAAGCAAGUGUGAUGCUGAAAUGAGAUGAGGCUCCGAAAUGGAACUGUGGCCACCGUGUUAGUUUUCAUCACUACUUUCCUCAGUUUGUCCUGGUAUACUGCAUGGCAAAAUGGGAAAGGAAGAGCCCUGUGCUCCAUAAUGCUAAAGAACCUCCCCGUCUUGGAUCUGCAAACUUCCUGAUGGCUGUGGAAAUUGAGAAGGAAGAAAAGUUGAUUGCCUACCAGCGGGAGUUUCACGCGUUGAAGGAGCGGCUGCGCAUCGCCGAGCACCGCACGCUGCAGCGCUCCUCCGAGCUCAACGCCAUCCUGGAGCAGUUCCGGAGGGCCGUGGCAGAAACCAAUGGCAGCAAGAAUGCCAUGAAUAAUUUUUCAGAUGAGACGCUGAAAUUGCUAAAAGAGCUAACAAGUAGAAAAUCUCUUCAAGUGCCAAAUAUCUAUUACCAUUUGCCUCAUUUGUUGAAAAAUGAAGGAAGCCUUCAACCUUCUGUGCAGGUUGGCCUUGGAAGGACAGGAGUUUCCAUUGUAAUGGGAAUACCUACAGUGAAAAGAAAAGUCAAGUCUUACCUUACAGAAACUCUCCACUCCCUUAUUGAUAAGCUGUCCCCUGAAGAAAAACUGGACUGUGUUAUGGUUGUCUUUAUAGGAGAGACUGAUCUUGAUUAUGUUAACAGUGUUGUUGCAAGCCUGGAAAGAGAGUUUUCUACAGAGAUCAAUUCUGGCUUGGUGGAAGUAAUAGCUCCUCCUGCAACGUACUAUCCUGACUUGACAAACUUGAAAGAAACAUUUGGAGACUCAAAAGAGAGAGUGAGAUGGAGAACAAAACAAAACUUGGAUUAUUGUUUUCUUAUGAUGUAUGCCCAGAAAAAGGGGGUUUAUUAUAUUCAGCUUGAAGAUGACAUUGUUGUCAAGCAGAAUUAUUUCAGCACAAUAAAAAAUUUUGCACUUCAGCUUGCUUCUGAAGAUUGGAUGAUUCUAGAAUUUUCUCAGCUGGGUUUCAUUGGUAAAAUGUUCCAGUCUCCAGAUAUCACUCUUAUUGUAGAGUUCAUAUUUAUGUUUUAUAAGGAGAAACCUAUUGAUUGGCUCCUGGACCAUAUCCUCUGGGUGAAAGUGUGUAACCCUGAGAAAGAUGCUAAACAUUGUGAUCGACAGAAAUCUAACCUACGGAUACGCUUCAGGCCUUCACUUUUCCAGCAUGUUGGCCUCCACUCUUCUCUAGCAGGGAAGAUCCAGAAACUCACAGAUAAAGACUUCCUGAAACCAUUACUGCAUAAAAUCCAUGUGAAUCCACCUGCAGAGGUUUCGACAUCUUUAAAAGUCUACCAGGGGCAUACGCUAGAAAAAACCUACGUAGGGGAAGAUUUUUUCUGGGCUGUCACACCAGUUGCUGGAGAUUAUAUUCUCUUUAAAUUUGACAAGCCAGUCAAUGUAGAAAGGUACUUAUUCCACAGUGGCAAUCCAGAGCAUCCAGGAGACAUACUUCUAAACACAACUGUAGAAGUUUUGCCUUUUCAGAGUGAAGAACUGGUAUUAAGCAAAGAAACCAAAGACAAACGCUUAGAGGACGGUUACUUCAGGAUAGGGAAGUUUGAAAACGGUGUAGCUGAAGGAACAGUUGACCCCAGCCUAAAUCCUAUUUCAUCAUUCCGGCUUUCCGUGAUACAAAAUUCAGCCGUUUGGGCAAUUCUCAAUGAGAUUCAUAUUAAAAAGAUUACAAACUGAUCAUGGAAAUCUGCUUUAGAAGAAAAAGAAAGAAUUCUUGAAAAUUCUUCCUAUAAAAUCUGACAUCCUUAGCAAGUCACAAAUUGAAAAUACUGAGCAUGCACCUUAUUCCAAAUGUCAUUCUUUUUCACUUGAACUCUACCUCUUGUGAAAUCUACUGUAGAUGAGAAGAUUGUAUUUACCCCUUCUUAUCUGAUCCAUCCAGAAACUGAUGCUCCACACUGAUAACGUUCGACUGAGGCCCAAGUUGUCCUCCACUGUAAUGUGACUUUACCAUCUUAUGGUUGCAGAACCCUGCUACGCUUAACCUGUACUAUUUUGAUAGUAUAGUAAUAUAGAGUUGUACAUAUUGUUACAUUCCUUGAAGAAAGAAAAAUAUAAUUAUUGUUAAAUAAGUUUUAUGAAGGGGGUACUUUCGGAGUUCCAUUUAUUUUCUAUAACAAGAACCCUCUUUUAUAGACUGUCAGGGAUAUAUAUUAAAAAUGCUAGGGAUAUUUAAUUUAUUAAAAUAAUUUGAAAAGUACAUAUUUUUAUGCGGUAAAAUUUUAAAUUGAUAUAGUUUUUUUAUGAAUUCUCUAGUUUAAGUUAUCUUUCUACAUUUUUCUUUGGAGAUGCAAACAUAAAUUAAUACCAUAUUUCAAAUAUACUGCCAUGUUAAAAAGAAAACAAGAUUAAGUUUCUAAAUUAUGUAGUUUUAUACACAGAAUCUGAAUGAUGUUCAGAGGCAUAAACAGAGUUCUGAAGAGCAUUAUUCUUUGGGGCUAUGAAAUUUCACUAUGUACAGUUUGUAGCCACAUGAAAAGCAUGUUGAAAUGUCUUGUUUCAUAUUAUGUACUAAAUCUGCAGUAAUUUUAGAUUUAAUCCAUUGCAUUUUAGAAGAAUUUUUUUUUACUCCAAACCAGUUCUUU